Erigeron canadensis is the source of this 2439-nucleotide messenger RNA. Its product is annotated as mechanosensitive ion channel protein 6-like. The record is from RefSeq and is a predicted model, not a curated record. Gene Ontology annotation, molecular function: mechanosensitive monoatomic ion channel activity. Gene Ontology annotation, biological process: monoatomic anion transport; transmembrane transport. The transcript is spliced from 5 exons. Gene Ontology annotation, cellular component: plasma membrane. The coding region runs from base 44 to 2371 and encodes 775 amino acids. NCBI's taxonomy places the organism in Eukaryota, Viridiplantae, Streptophyta, Magnoliopsida, Asterales, Asteraceae.
UACAAUCAUUAUUUAAUCCUUUGAGAUUUGAGCCCACUUUUCAAUGGAAAAUAUGGCAGGUUCCAACAAUGCUACUAAAAAAGCCGAGCUUGAUGAAUACAAUAUGUUAUGGAAGGAUUCUAGCCAUGAUUUUACUCACACUGGUUAUAAUAAGUUAGCAAGUCCAAAUAACAACAACAAUGGCCAGUUCACCCCGAAAGAAGUAAGGGUUUCGUUUAACGACAUGGAGCCACAAGCCAUGAGGUGGCGGUCCAAUGCUAGCAGUCGUAGUGGAGGCAUUGGUCGUAGUGGAGAGGUGGUGCUUUGUUCUUCAAAUGGUGCAUUUAAACGAAACUCGACCUUGAUGAGGAUGAAAACAAAAUCAAGGUUAAUGGAUCAGCCAGAGAUUGAUCAGAGGUCGUCAACCCAAAAAACACCGAAGUCAGGAAAUCAUGGGAAAGGUCACGGUGAAUUUGAAGAAGACGAAUUCUCUAUAAAUGAUGAUAUGCCAGAUGAGUACAACAAGUUGAGGUAUAGUAAAUGGACUUUACUUCAGUUGAUCAGUUUGAUAAUUAUAAUUACUGCUUUGAUUUGCACACUCACAAUUCCUAAAUUUGAGUAUAAAAAGUUGUAUGAUCUCCAUUUAUGGAAAUGGGAGGUUAUGAUAUUAAUUGUGAUUUCUGGGAGAUUAGUUUCUGGAUGGGGGAUUACUAUCUUAGUGUUCUUCAUAGAACGAAGCUUUUUACUACGGAAAAGGGUUUUGUACUUUGUUUACGGGUUAAAAAAAGCAGUUCAAAAUUGCAUUUGGUUGACACUGGUUUUGAUAGCAUGGGAAUGUAUAUUUGAUAUAAAAGUUAAAAGGAUGGCAUUUGGAAAUAAGGUUUUGCCUUAUGUGACCAAAGUUUGGAUUUGCCUUUUGGUGGGAACUAUUGUUUGGUUAUUCAAAACUUUAGUUAUCAAAGUUCUUGCUUCUAAUUUCCACGUAAGCAAGUUUUUUGAUCGGAUUCAAGAUUCUUUGUUUAAUCAAUAUGUGAUUGAGACACUCUCUGGCCCACCCACGAUUGAGAUACAACAAGAACAAGAAGAGGAAGAUCAGAUGAUGGAAGAAGUGGAGAAGUUUCAGAAUGCAGGUGCGACCAUACCAUUGCAACUCAAGGCAAGUAUGUUUACGGGUAUGAAAAAUAUUGGAACCCCGAGAUCUAGUAAUGCAAUGGUGGGUAAAAAUGGGCCCAAUAGUCCUAAAAAGCGUGAUGAGGGGAUCACGAUUGAUCACUUGCAUAGGUUAACGCAGAAGAACAUAUCGGCUUGGAAUAUGAACAGGAUGAUGUAUGCUAUAAACACAACCAUGUUAACUACUUUAGAUGAGCAAUUGGAAGAUGUAAUGAGUGAUGAAGAUAAUACUUCUAUGCAAAUAACUAGUGAGAACCAGGCUAAGGUUGCAGCCAAGAAAAUCUUUUUCAACGUGGCAAGGCCGGCCUCUAAACACAUUUACCUUGAGGAUUUGAGACGGUUUUUGCAAGAUGAUGAAGCUUUAAAGACAAUUCGACUCUUUGAUGAAGCAAGUGAGACUAAAGGAAUCAGCAAAAGUGCACUUAAAAAUUGGGUGGUUAAUGUAUUCCGAGAGCGCAGAGCUCUUUCACUGUCACUUAACGACACAAAAACAGCCGUGCACAAGCUACAUCAAAUGUUGAAUGUCGUGGUGGGAAUCAUAAUAAUCAUAAUCUGGCUUAUCAUUCUGAAAGUUGCAACGACGCAUUUCUUUGUAUUCCUAAGCUCACAGCUAGUUUUGGUGGCUUUUGUGUUUGGAAACACCUGCAAGACAACAUUUGAGGCCAUUAUUUUUUUGUUUAUAGUGCACCCAUUUGAUGUUGGAGACCGAUGCGAGAUCAAUGGUAUACAGAUGAUAGUUGAGGAGAUGAAUAUACUAACAACAAUCUUCUUAAGAUACGACAAUCAGAAAAUAACAUAUCCAAACAGUGUAUUGUGUACUAUGCCCAUUGCUAACUACCAUCGUAGUCCUGAUAUGGGUGAUGCCAUAGAUUUCUGCAUCCAUGUAUCAACACCCACCGAAAAGAUUGCUAAAAUGAAGGAAAUGAUAACAAGUUAUGUUGACAGCAAGAGCGACCAUUGGUACCCAGGGGCAAUGAUUGUCGUGAGGGAUGUUGAGGACUUGAAUCGGCUCAAUAUAUCAGUAUGGCCUCGACAGCGAAUCAACUUCCAGGACAUGGGAGAAAGAUGGAAAAGAAGAGCUCUUUUGGUCGAAGAGAUGAUCAGGAUUUUUAAAGAUCUCAACAUUGAGUAUCGCAUGCUCCCAAUGGAUAUCAAUGUCAGCAACUUACCUGCCUUGACCUCUAAUCGUCUUCCCUCAAAUUGGAUAACAUGUGCAAACUGAUCUAACUGACUACUUGUUGAAAGUAAAGGCGAGCUAUGAACCAAGAAUCUUACUUAUAUAUACACACA